AUGCCGCCUUCUCCGCCCAUCGUAUGGUUGCGGCGCGUCUGUCUCGAUGACUACGGCUACAACUUGGCUCUGCCCGCCCUGGUUAUCGCAUCGGUAGUGCUAUCAGAAGCCGUCAUCCAACGCAUCAGCUUCACCGAGAUCGACUUUCAAACCUACGUCGCCCAAGCUGACCUCUUUAUCAAGGGCGAACGCGACUAUGCCAGGCUCGACCCACCAAACGGCAGCGGGCCGUGCGUCUACCCUGCAGCCCAUCUCUAUAUCUACUCCUUCUUUCACUGGCUCACGGACGGCGGCGCUAACAUCUUGCCUGCACAACAUGUCUUUGCAGCACUCUUGACCGCCAACAAUGUCCUCGUCGCUCUGCUCUACCGCCAUGUCGGUCUGCCUCCUCUGGCUGUCUUGCCCUUGAUCCUGUCCAAGCGGGUCUAUUCCAUCUUCUUGCUUCGCAUGUUCAACGAUCCCAUAGCCAUCCUUCUUGUCUACUCUGCGCUCCUAGCCGCCAUCAGGACGCGAUGGAAAUUCUCGGCUCUACUCUUCAGCUUUGGUCUGGGUAUCAAGAUGAACGUCCUCCUCUUUUUGCCGGGUCUCGCUGUCGCAGCGUUCGUUUACACCGGUAUCAAGGGCGCCAUUUCCUAUGUCACGCUCAUUGCCGUAGUCCAGGCUCUGCUCUCGUUGCCUUUCACUCUGCAUGACUCUCGUGCCUAUCUAUCGCGCGCAUUCGACUUCUCAAGAGCCUUCCUCUAUGUUUGGACCGUCAAUUGGCGUUUCGUUCCAGAAGACACUUUCCUGUCUACGCAUUUCGCAAAAGGGCUGCUCGCGCUCCAUCUCGUCCUACUAGCUCUCUUUUUCCUCUUCCGUUGGACAGCGAUCGGCUCCCAAGGUCCAAAGUGGAUCGUUCACAACCUGUCCAACGAUUCGCGCGGGCUCGGUCGACCGGCACAGAUUGUCAUCCUGUGCACCGCCUUCACCUCCAACAUCAUCGGCAUCCUCUGCUCCCGAAGCUUGCAUUAUCAGUUCUACUCGUGGUAUUUUCAUCAAGUACCGUUACUGCUGUGGUUCUCUAAGCUGCCGGUGAUCGUCAAGCUGCUACUUCCCGUCACGCUCGAAUGGUGCUGGAACGUCUUUCCCUCCACUGCCCUCUCUUCACAAGUGCUGUUGGCUUGCCAUGUGGUACUCGUGCUUGGCAGCUUUACUGUGCCAGGCAUAGCUGCAGCUCAGCCAGCGCCAUCGCUGGAACUUCACGCUGAUGAGGACGAGGACGAGGUGGACAACUUGCUCUCGACCGAUGACCUUCCAAUUCGCAAGCAGACGAUCGAGGCAGAGGUGAAAUCAGACACGACAUCGGCGUUGGCGCUAGCAGAAGAGGAGGAGAACGAGCGACAAGAAGCACUGCAGCGUCUUGCACAAACCCGACGAGCCAAGGCCGCCAAAGAAGCUAAGCUGCAAAAAGCAUUUCGACGCCGCAUUGCUACUCGCCGUCGUGUUCUAGCCCUCUCUGGCAAGCUCUCUCUUCUCCUCCGACCGCUUCUCGUUCUGCUCAGCAUUGCGCUCAUCUUCGUGGUUCCACACCCGCGAUCGCCCGUAUCCAAAGGCACCUACGUGGACGAGAAUGCUUUGCAGCCCGGCCAAGCACGCGUCUAUUGGGAUUACUUUGACGUGACGUACGCCGACAUGCUCGCCGAUAAGGUGACUUCAUUGAGUGGAGCAAGCAGUGCAGAGCGUGCUGAUUUUGUCUACACGGAGCUUCGGUCGUACGGCCUCGAAGUCAAUCGUCAGGACUAUCGAUACGACGAUGAUGGCUCUCAUAGUCACGAACCAGCGCUUUCGGGGACCAAUGUCUACGCCAGGUCAGCGACGCCGCGCAUCGAUGGGCGCGAAGCCGUUGUCCUGACAGCAAGCUGGCGCAGUCGUUGGCAAGGCGAAAAUGACCCCUUUGCGCCCGCUGAGAACUUGACUGAUGCAGGCAGCAUCGACGCUCGCGGGCGUAUCAACGUCCGCGGCAUCGCCUCGAUUCUCGCUCUCGCCCGUUACCUCUCCACCCAGGCUCAUCUCAGCAAGGAUCUCAUCUUUGUCAUCUCCGACGGCCAUCUCGAGGGCAUCCAUGCGUGGUCCUCAGCCUACUUUGGAAGCCCGACCAAUGGUCUGCAGGCAGAUCCGGUUUCGGCGGGAGGCUCACAAGUGUGGAAUGCCAUCUCGAUCGACUACCCUUCCGACUCUUUCUCGUCUCUCGAAGUGCAGUACGAGGGUUUCGAUGGUCAGUUGCCCAACAUGGACGUCGUCAAUACCGUCGUGCGCAUCGCCGAGAGCGUCGCGGGUGGGAUGCCGGUCGAUUUCGGACACAAGUCGGCCAAGUCGCUCCUCAAAGAACCGGUGCAGAGGCUGGCCGACCAAUACGGCGUUCGCCUGCGUGCCGAUGUCGAGUACGAGCUCGGUAACUACGAGAACGGUGUUCGUGCAGCGCUGCGACAGGUUGGAUUUGGCGUGACGGGCCAAGCCAGUGGACCGCAUGGGUUCUUCCAACGACACCACGUCGAUGCCAUCACGAUCUACGCUGUCCCGGCGACUGGACCGUACGGAUUCUUCCACAUGGGCAGACUCAUCGAGUCGUUCGUUCGCUCUAUGUCGAACUUGCUCGAAAGGUUGCAUCACUCGCAGUUUUUCUACUUGCUCCUCAAUCCUCGUCGAUUUGUUCCCAUUGGUACGACCAUUCUGAUUCCGCUCUUCCUAUCCAUCUCGCUCACCAUCAGCGGUCUUGCGCAUUGGUUUGCUCAGGAGAAGGUCUCGAAGCAGCUGCGCGAGGACGUUCUGUCGAGCCUUGGCCAGAUUGCACGAACGCCAGGCGACGUGCAGCCAGAGACGCCGACGCUCAGCUGGUAUCGCGAUCAGCUGACGAGCAAGUAUCUUGCCCUACUUGAUGGCGAAAAUGGAGUCGCAGGGAAGUUGGAUCGGUACGCUGACGCGCUGAGGGAAUCGAUGAGACCUAUUGCGGCCACGCUUGCAUGCGUUGGAUGGGCCGCGCUGGUGGGCGGGGGAGUGCUCUCGCGGAGCGAGGUGCUCUUCGCAGGGCUGUCAGGGCCGACGCAGGCGGAGAAGAACCUGGUCGCGGUCAGAUCUGGUAUCAUGCUCCUCCCCGCGGUGAUAGCUGUCGUCGUUCGCUCCCGAUGCACUGUCCAUCAUGCCCGCCGCAUCGGCUCGCUUCUGAUCGCCUUUGCCUAUCUCCAAGCAGGCAUGCUAGUGGCCGUCUUAAGCGUGUUGAACUUCGCUCUGGCCGCUUUCCUCGCGCUUGCGGCGUACGCUGCACUCAGGAUUGCGUCUGGCAGACCGAACCCACCCACCUCUACUGCUUCAACAGCUUCGGCGUCUGUAGCCGCCGCUAGCGUAGCCUCCUGGUCCGGCUUCUUGCGGGGCGCAGCGGUGCUCGUCUUCAGUCCGAUCUUUUGGGCGGCAGUCCUGCAUUCCUCCUUUGGUGGCAAGGAACAGAGCGAGUUGAUCGUGGGGAUAGUGACGCACUGGAAGCUGUUCAAUGCGGCGACUGUGCCAAUUGUGUGUCUGGCGUACUUGCCGAUUGUCCUGCAGGCGCAGCUGGGAGCUUUCCUUCGAGUUUGA
Molecule: messenger RNA, 3606 nt
Organism: Sporisorium graminicola
Lineage: Eukaryota; Fungi; Basidiomycota; Ustilaginomycetes; Ustilaginales; Ustilaginaceae
Exons: 1
Coding region: 1-3606 (1201 amino acids)
Cellular component (GO): membrane; GPI-anchor transamidase complex; endoplasmic reticulum
Molecular function (GO): dol-P-Man:Man(5)GlcNAc(2)-PP-Dol alpha-1,3-mannosyltransferase activity
Source: RefSeq, a predicted model, not a curated record